Aspergillus glaucus CBS 516.65 is the source of this 700-nucleotide messenger RNA. RefSeq names its product S24/S26 family peptidase. The coding region runs from base 113 to 544 and encodes 143 amino acids. The transcript is spliced from 2 exons. Gene Ontology annotation, molecular function: serine-type endopeptidase activity. The record is from RefSeq and is a predicted model, not a curated record. Lineage: Eukaryota; Fungi; Ascomycota; Eurotiomycetes; Eurotiales; Aspergillaceae. Gene Ontology annotation, cellular component: signal peptidase complex; membrane.
CGGGUCCGAAUACAGCAAAACCACCACCCCAACAACAAAACCAACGAAACCAACCACGCAACCAACCUCCAAAUCAAUACUAACCCUCCUCCUCCUUCUGACAGCCCCCUACAUGCUCUGGAAGCUCCUCUGCCUGAUAACAGGCUCCUCAAUCCCGAUAAUGGUGGUGAUAUCCGAAUCCAUGGCACCCGCCUUCCACCGCGGUGAUAUCAUCUUUCUCUGGAACCGGUCGAAGCUCGUGAAUGUGGGGGAUAUCCCGGUUGUUUGGUUUAGGAGUCAACCGUUGCCGAUGGUGCAUCGUGCGGUGCAGGUUUUUGGGGAUGGUGUUGUGCAACAUAUUUUGACGAAAGGGGAUAAUAACUAUAUCGACGAUGUCGGGUUGUAUCCACCUGGACGAUCGUGGGUGCGGAGAGAUGAGGUCGUUGGUAUUGUUAAGGGAUAUUUGCCAUCGUUGGGGUGGUUGACUAUCGCUGCGAACGAAAUGCCUUGGUUACGGGGAAUGGGGAUCGUUUUUGCUUGUCUUAUAGGGAUGGUUUCAAACUAAUGUACGAGAGGUUUCUUUUAUGUUCAAUCUCAGAAAUUAUGCAUUGCAUUAACUCGUAACGUUUUAUCCAUCAUGAUGGUAUGCCUGCAAACCAAACAUGCAACAUGCUACUUAUACAUCCGUCUAUUUAUCUAUGCUUUGGACUGGUUCAAUCUC